This is a messenger RNA of Cadophora gregata, 867 nucleotides long. RefSeq lists its product as uncharacterized. The record is from RefSeq and is a predicted model, not a curated record. The transcript has a single exon. Lineage: Eukaryota; Fungi; Ascomycota; Leotiomycetes; Helotiales; Ploettnerulaceae. The coding region runs from base 1 to 867 and encodes 288 amino acids.
AUGGCUGGUCGAAAUGAUGAAGUCUCGCUGGAGUGCGGAGGUUUGCGACAGCAGGGUUUGGAGAUGGCGAUAGUGUCUUGGAUCUCAAGAGUGAUUGCUUGUAUCUGCAUGCUUGGGCUACAGUAUCUCUUGCUGAAAAUCCAUCGAUUGAGGAAAUUGCUUGCUCCGGAGGCUAUUCCGAAGGUAUCCGAGGUCUGGAUAGGGGUGUCAGGUUUUUGGAUGGGCGAGCUUGCUGUUGUUGCAUUAUUUGGUGGGGUUCUGAGUGCCGUGUUCACUCUCAUAAAUGUCAACAUCUGCACAACAGAUAGACCAGGAGGAAGGCAGCUUCCUGACGGGCUUCUGAGUGCUGUUCGAGUCCUUGUCGAUAGGGUACUUGUGUCCUGGAUCUUGCAUCAUGGUUCGGUGAUGCUACUUGAUAUUAUCAUUCCAUUCUCCAAAGAGCAACAGCAAAAUCCAGGAAAAGAACUCACCCGCAUUCUCUCAAGAGCAAUCAAACUCACCACAUUCAUCCACAACAUUACUUUUGGGUCGCCAACAGGCGCACCACAUAUUCUCCUCAACACGCUCGUCCAAGACUCAGACUCACGCACCACCACCCAGACAAUACGUCUCCAACGGAUGCAAACCGACAAUCCCAAUGAAAGACAGAGGAAUUUGGCUUGGAAUCUGGUAAUCGAUAAAGAGGCUCUGGACGAAAUGAAGGAGACGCUCGGUCCCCCUGGAGGCUUUGGAGAGUUGGGAUUCAGUGUUGGCAGAGAUGGUGUCAGGUUCGAAGCCAUGGGAAUUGGGACCAGUUUCGUGUUGGGUUUUGAAGUUGCAGUUCCGAGGGAGGGUCGAGUCCCUGCUGUGAGGAGGAAGACAAAGUAG